Messenger RNA from Phytophthora nicotianae INRA-310, 1179 nucleotides. RefSeq lists its product as hypothetical. The record is from RefSeq and is a predicted model, not a curated record. The transcript has a single exon. NCBI's taxonomy places the organism in Eukaryota, Oomycota, Peronosporomycetes, Peronosporales, Peronosporaceae. The coding region runs from base 148 to 768 and encodes 206 amino acids.
CACAGCUUAGGUUACUCUUCUUCUUCUUCAUUUUCUUCAUCCUCACCGAUCAUUUUCUUUUGGUCACGUAGGAUGCGACCUAGCGACGUCCACUGAAGCUGCUCAACGGGGUGUAGUUCGCCUCGCUUUGCGGCGGGACGAGCUGCAAUGCUCUCUUUCACUGUCUCUAGCAUGGCGGCGGCAUCUCUGGGACUGGGUUUGUCCAACCAUGCACCGUGUUCCAGCACUCGUGCCUCGAUCUCGAGCAUCACAAAGCGCAGUGAGGACAGCAUUCUCCUGGUCUUGACAUCCUCUAGCUCCGGCGCAACCAGGAUGCGGAAAGGUGGGUACUUGGCAAUCGGAUCGCCGCACACCCAGUACUCCCACAUAGUCGACAAGGGACACACGGGGAUCGUGAAAUCCUUGGGGAAAUGGUGCAUCAAAUUGUCGUCCCACUUGAAGGCUCGCGGAUACCUGGCGCGCUUAGCGGGGACUAAAUACACUGUAUCUCUUCCAACUCGCUUCACCGUAACACUAGGUAUCGUCGAUCUCCGUAUCUCCGGCGGGACAGGAGACCCAACGUCGCUCCCAACGCUCAGAGACCGUCGCACAGCAGCAGGUGGAGCAGUCUCCAGCGUCCGCACUGGCUGUACAGAGCUGGAAGCUGCAGGGGUGGGUCGGAUCCGGAACGGCGCCGGGCUCAACUCGGUUGAAACUGUCGGGAUUGACGGUGAAGCGGGAGCUACAUGUAGAGCUGACACCGGAGUGAUUGUCCUUGCUGCGAGGUAGAAUUGUCGCGCGUUGGCAAGCUCUUGUCGCGCAUCGGAAGCUGUGCGAACGGCGUAGUCGAGGCCGUGGCGCGUGUCCUGAAGUGUCUGCUGGAGAAGGCGGUAGCGUGGCGCCGACUCUUCUUCGUCGAGGGGUGAAGCCUCCACCCAGUUGUGGAUGUCCUCGACACAACGCUUGUACUGCUGCAUCCAAUAGGCAGCGUCAGCGUCGGCGCGCGCAAGCACCUCAUGUGCCGCCUUCACCGCGCCAUCGAGCUCCAUCUUCGAGCAGUAAUACUAUUCAAAUGCAUAUGUAGAAGACGUCCCUGUUCAAAAGCAUAUCGUUCCUCGAUGGUGAAAAUGUGGUACAGAUCAAUUGUUGAAGGAUCAUAAAUUCGGAGAGUUAAUUUCAAGUGAUAACCCAAAAUAUCGC